UAGGACACAUUUAGGUGCGGAGAUUUCGAUCCGGGGUGAAAGAAUUUGGUGUUGCACGGAGGCUGAGCACGUGGAGUUUCCGGAAAGUCUUGAUAUGCCCGUGUUUGUCAAGUCUGGAGAAGAUGAACUGCAACAGUCUAAGCCAAGCAGUGGGUCAGGAAGGUACUGGGGUCUACUGGGGACAGGAGUACUGGGAGGAACAUUGGUUUUAUUAUAUGCUGUGGCAACCCCAUUUGUAACCCCAGCUCUCAGAAAAAUCUGCCUCCCCUUUGUACCAGCAACUCCAGCUCAGAUAGAAAAUGUACUGAAAAUGCUUCGACUGAGAACAGGAUCGCUGGUUGAUAUUGGAAGUGGUGAUGGGAGAAUUGUUAUUGCAGCAGCAAAACAAGGAUUUAAAGCUGUUGGAUAUGAGCUGAACCCUUGGUUGGUUUGGUACUCCAGAUACAAAGCAUGGAGAGAAGGCGUACAUCACAACACAGAGUUUUAUAGGUCCGAUUUGUGGAAGGUCUGCUUUUCACAGUACAGCAAUGUAGUAAUCUUUGGGGUUCCACAAAUGAUGUCACAGUUGGAGAGUAAGCUUCAAAAUGAGUUGAAAGUCACUGCUAAAGUGGUUGCCUGCAGAUUCCCGUUUCCUACGUGGUUACCGGAUGACACCGCUGGGGAAGGAAUUGACACUGUAUGGGCAUACGAUGCCCAGACAUUUAAACUGGCAAAGUUAGAAGCUUCUGCAGUGGCAAGUACUGAGAAAUGAUGAAACAAAGCAUAUCAAAAGACUUUUUUAAUAAAAGAUAUUCCAGAGAUUUUUACAAAAUGAGAUUCAUUCUGUAUUUGUGUGAAACCUUUUAUUGAAAUGGGGUUGUUAGUCUAAUUUAAGUAUAAACAAAAAUGUACAUUGUGUAGUGUGCAAAAAAUAACAUUUUUAUUUUCAUUUGUUA
This is a messenger RNA of Erpetoichthys calabaricus (reedfish), 935 nucleotides long. It is a transcript of the gene atpsckmt, whose product is annotated as fATP synthase c subunit lysine N-methyltransferase. The record is from RefSeq and is a predicted model, not a curated record. Gene Ontology annotation, biological process: regulation of mitochondrial ATP synthesis coupled proton transport; peptidyl-lysine trimethylation; positive regulation of proton-transporting ATP synthase activity, rotational mechanism. Bases 95 to 751 code for a protein of 218 amino acids. Gene Ontology annotation, molecular function: protein-lysine N-methyltransferase activity. The transcript is spliced from 5 exons. Lineage: Eukaryota; Metazoa; Chordata; Cladistia; Polypteriformes; Polypteridae. Gene Ontology annotation, cellular component: mitochondrion.